Molecule: messenger RNA, 573 nt
Organism: Rotaria socialis
Lineage: Eukaryota; Metazoa; Rotifera; Eurotatoria; Philodinida; Philodinidae
Source: the annotation of a GenBank genome assembly
AUGCUUGAACAUUUAAUUCAUGUGAACACUUGGUUUUCUAAAUAUGAAGCUGAACUUGCUGAACAAACACAUUUUAAAGCUUUCAGUGGAAAACCAUCUGUUACAACAUCAUGUGUUCAAGAAGUGAAAAAAGAAAAAGUUGAACCAGUAAAACAGCAAGAACAGAAGCCAGCUGAACCUAAACCUGCUGCUGCUGAUGAUGAUGAUAUUGAUUUAUUUGGUUCAGAUGAUGAAGAACAAAGUGAAGAAACAAAACAACGUUUAGCUGCCUAUGCAGCAAAAAAAUCUAAUAAGGUGCAGAUUAUUGCUAAAAGUACAAUUGUAUUGGAUGUUAAACCUUGGGAUGAUGAAACUGAUCUUGCAGCUUUGGAAAAUGCAGUUCGAUCAAUUGCAGCUGAUGGUCUUGUCUGGGGGCAAUCUAAACUUAUGCCAGUCGCUUUUGGUGUUAAAAAAUUACAAAUUGGUUGUGUUGUUGAAGACGAUAAAAUUGGAACCGAUUUCCUUGAAGAAAAAAUUUGUGAAUUUGAAGAUUUCGUUCAAUCGGUUGAUAUUGUUGCAUUCAACAAAAUCUAA